This is a messenger RNA of Nilaparvata lugens (brown planthopper), 5480 nucleotides long. RefSeq names its product anoctamin-10 (gene Axs). The record is from RefSeq and is a predicted model, not a curated record. Gene Ontology annotation, cellular component: plasma membrane. Gene Ontology annotation, molecular function: chloride channel activity. Bases 2230 to 4245 code for a protein of 671 amino acids. Gene Ontology annotation, biological process: chloride transmembrane transport. NCBI's taxonomy places the organism in Eukaryota, Metazoa, Arthropoda, Insecta, Hemiptera, Delphacidae. The transcript is spliced from 15 exons.
AUUCCGGUGGAUUUUCAAAACAAAUCUAUUCACGAAUCUAAAACUGUGUGAUUUUUAAAACUUUUUUAUGACCAUCGCGUAACGUAGAGAUAAAAAGAGGAUUGACUUGCAAAAUCUUUAUUUUAAAACUCCCUACCUAUUUUAUUAAGUUUAAACUGAACUGUAUUUACCUAAGUGCAAUUUUAAGAUUGCAGCAUUGCAGUAAAAUUCAUAUUAAAAAAACGCAUAUGCCUAUAAUAAGCCUUUAAAACUUACUAUUCUAUCAAGAUAAAAUAAACCAAAUACAGAUAAGUAGACUGACUUGUUCAAAACUCUUGAAUUUACAGAAGCAAUAGCAAUUUACUAAGACACUUUUACUCGUUAAAAUCUUGAAAUAACUAUUCACAUUUUUUGUAGUAGGCUAAACUGCAGACAAAAGUUGAAAAAAAGGGCUGUGAAGCUACAACUUAUCUCAAUAACUGAAUGGUAAUCUUGACUGACGAGACAAAAUUUCGGUGAUUUCUUGCUUAUUUGUGGCAUGGAAUUUAGGAACUAAUUGGGCAUUUUUCUGAAGUUUUUCAGUUAGAUUGGUUAGAAGACUGCGUAUAGGUUAGUUAUUCCUGCUUUACAAAAGUAUCAAGUGGAGGUAUCACAGGUGUUUUUGACAUUGAAGACCUAGUAGAUGUGCUUAGGAAAGAAAACGCAGUCGAUAUAUUUGUCGCAUCACUUCCGAAACAACUCCAGUAUGCUGAUUAUGUAGUUGUAGUGGCUGGAAAAUCUCUAAAGCAUAUGCUAGGAAUGGCAGAAUUCGUAAGGAAACUCUACAAAAUGAAGAGACAUUCAACUGACCUGAUACCCAGGCUAGAAGGCGAAGACUCUAAAGAUUGGCUAGCUGUAGAUUUAGGGAAUAUAAUUCUGCAUGUAAUGUCCAAGAAAGCGCGCUUAAACUUUGAUUUGGAGAGUUUAUGGUCCUUGGGGAAGGAUUAUGAUGAACUAACAAACAGUGCAAAAAUAGAUCCUCUUGAAGAAAUAUUGAAAAAACAUGCAAUAAGUUUGGAUGAUUUUCAGCCAUUGGAAAGAAACUGAAUCAUUUUUUCAAUGUAGGAUUUGAAAAUUGUGAUUGCUCGUUAACUUAGUUUCAUAUUUUGUUGUUCAGCAUUUUGUAAUUGUGCUAUGAAAUCAUUACAGAUUGACUUCAAUCGCUUUCAUUCGAUUAAACGGCUUAUACUUGUAUUUAAACAGUGAAUUAUGAAAGUAGUCAGUAGUGAUUGGAUUUUUAUGGGAUUCUAAUUCAUAAACGUUCCGUUGUUGAUUGCUAAGUUAUUUUUAGGAUUUGGUAAUGAUCAAUGUUUUGUAAAUCAUAGUAAUUGCGUUGUCCUAUCAUGCUAAUUAUAGAAUCUUCGAUUUGAGAGGUUUCUUUCCUCAUAGAUGAUGAAAUGAUUAACACAACAUACAAUAUUAUAUUCUCAUUGUCAUAUUUUUUGACAAAUGCUUGAAAAUUGAAUUAUUCAACAUUCUUAGAAGUCAUGAUUGAUUUCAGUUCUUUGAUCAAGUGAGUGGAGUCGAAUGAGUAUCAGAUCUAGAAAUGUGAUGACUAUGAAACAACCAAAAUAGAAUAUUGAAUUACUGUUACCGACAUUGUACUGUUAUUUCCGCUCUUCUGAACAUUACAUAACUAGAAUGGAGAUCAAACUUGAAUGAUGUUUGAUAUUUUUUCAAAUUAUCAAAUGCUCAACAUGUUGAAAAUGUUUUGUAAAUAUACGGUAUAGAUUUUAGUAUGUAUUUUGAAUUUUAAAUAAAAAUUUUUGACGAAUCUUCCUGUUUCAUUUGUGCCUUGAUUGCUCUGUAAUGAACAUGUUCUAUCUUACAACGAAAUUUCUACCUAAUGUAUCAUGUUAAUAUUAUUUUUUCAGAAAGAGAAUUGAUAAUUCUUCAUGAUAGCUAGUAAUGUUGGUGAAGUUUUACAGUUAACGAUAUGCUUAUCCUAGACAUUGCAUAACGUGAGAUCUGAAUUCAAUUAUUGUCUCUAUAAAAACAGUUUAUUAUGAUUGGCUAUGAUGAUUUUCAUGACCUCUAGUACUCCCGUUGUAAAGACGGCAAAAACCGAAUAGGCGUACUUGAAACUAUGAAAUCGAUUCAUUUUGUGGUAGACGUUUCAAGUUUUCAGUAUUGGGGACUGUGCUUGAAUAGAUUGUACUGAUUAGUCUAGAGUAAUUAUUCUUAUAAUCAAAUCUGUAAAUUUCAGACACGAUGAUCGCUGAUGAAGUUAGUACGGUCAUGGAAAAUGAUGGAAUCAAAUUCCGUGGGUGUUUGGAGAAAUCAGGAGACAGUGAUGAUGAUCAGAAUGACCACACUUCUCCAACCUACAUAGUGAUUCAGUUUGCUCCAAAGGUGAAAAUAGAAACUGCCAAAUGGAUUGUACAAAAGAUAAUAUCAGCAAAAAAUGUCGGAGGCGCUGAUCUAACCGUCAAGCAACAGCCUCGACUCAACAAUGAUAUCGGCUUAAUACUGCAUGUUUCUGCAAAUCAUUUCAAGUUAUUAGAACUGGCUGAAGAGUUGGAUAUCAGGAAGAGGGAUCGCAAAGGCUCAAUCAGAGAUUUCACUAUGAGCGCAAUGGAUGAUUUUAUCAAUUUGCAAUCUUCUGACUGCUCAUCUGAUAUCCUUUCAACGGCUGAAAAACAAAGCUUGGUCAGACAUGAACUGGAAAAUAUCAGAGCUCUGGAAAACGAGAAUUCAGUUCCGGGAUACACCAAUAUUCAUCUUUAUGAAGGACAAUCAAUUUUAAUGGCUUGUUUGCACUGGCGCCUAAUUCUACAGAUAUUUCCUUUACAUGACGAGGAAGAAGUGAAGAAAUUGGGAAAAUUGUGGUUCAUGUCACUAUUUAGUAAACAACCUUUUGAAUCCAUCAGAGGUUACUUUGGAGAAUCAGUUGCCUUAUACUUCCAGUUCCUAGAUUAUUACACCACUUUUCUACUAGUGCCUAUGAUAUUCGGCUUUUACCAGAUGUUUAUGACAACGGAAGCCAUUGCGUUCUUCUGUAUAUUCAAUGUUCUUUCAGCAUCAGUAUUUUUGGAGAUGUGGAGGAGGAAGUGUAGCGAGUUGGCUUACCUGUGGGGCACAAUAGGCAUGGCCAGCAGUAUGGAUGAGCCCAGGCCCAACUUCCGGGGCACCAUGGCCAUCGAUGUCGUCACUGGCAAAAAGCAGCCUCAGUUCCCUCGUUGGAAAACAAAUCUUAAGAUGUAUUGUGUUUCGCUACCUCUGGUUGUCGUCUGCAUGCUUGGAGCCUUUCUAAUAAUGUUGAUAUCAUUUUGGGCUGAAGAAAUGUUGAAAUCCAAUGUUGAAGUUUCGUCAAACUUCCACAUGCUACCUAGCAUAAUCUAUGCCGGCCUCAUUUACGUUAUGAAUUUGGCCUACAGACGGUUUGCCAACUUCCUCACAGAAUGGGAAAAUCAUAGGACACAAUCGCAGUUUGACAGACAUAGAGUGACCAAAUUGGUUCUGUUUGAAUUUGUCAACAACUUCAUGUCUCUUUUCUACAUAGCAUUCGUCAUACAGGACAUGGAAAUGCUUCGCAGUCAACUGGCUACUCUACUUAUUAUCCUCCAACUACUUAAUAAUUUCCAAGAAUCACUUCUUCCACUAUUCCUGAGAUAUUCUGUUGAUAAGGUUUCGAGCAUAACAAGCAUUGUGAAAGGCAAAAAGAAAUCUAAAGAUUUAGAUAACCCUAAUGAAGAUCUUGGUAUACCAGAAAUGGAUUCUAAUAGUCACUUCGUUCAGCAAGCUCAACGUGAAGCAGUGAUGGACAUAUAUGAGGAUCCUUACGACGAUUACCUAGAACUGUUCGUUCAAUUUGGAUACGUAUUUCUAUUCUCAGCUAUCUACCCGAUGGCUGCGUUUUGGUCAGUGAUCAAUAAUGUACUUGAAAUUCGCUCUGAUGCUUUCAAAUUAUGCUGUGUCUACCAACGCCCUAUGUCUCGGCGAGUUAAAGAUACCGGGGCUUGGCAGCGGGCGUUCCAAGCUCUGUGUGCCAUGUCGGUGUUGACGAAUUGUGGGCUGCUGUGCCUGCAGCCGUCACUGCGAGCCCUGGCGCCGGACAUGAGUCCAGUGGAGUGGGUGCUGCUGUUCGUGGCACUCGAACAUGUGCUGCUCGGCACCCGCCAGGUGCUGCACUACGCCAUUCCCGACAAACCAGACUGGGUCCGCAUUCAGCUCGCGCGCAUCAACUACCAGUCCAAGCAAGCGCUCAAGUAUAAGAAAAGGACAUGAAGCUCGUUCGUGAUUCAUCUCAUUCAGUCACUUCUAAUAAUUUGACGUACUCUCGUCCUAUCACGCCAAAUAAUUCAUUUUCCAAAUUAUUUCAAAAAAUCAUUUCUUAACCCAGUAGAAACAUUUUUAUUAUUUAAUCAUCAUCUGAACUCAAUCUGCAAAUUAUUUUGAAUAAUUAGGAUGUGUUACAAACUAUUUUACUAUCUAGUCACUUCCUUGUCAGUAGUAGUAAUUAGCAUUUUUUAUAUUUUUCUUUUCUGAAAGUAUGUAUUUUUGUGUCUUUUAAAGUAACUAAAUAUUAUUCCUCAAUUAUCUGAUUUCAAACUAACUGUAAGAGAAACGUUAGGGUGAAUCUCACUCAUUUUGUAUUUCUUUUUUAUUCUCAAAUCAACCCCAUUGCUGCACAUAUUUUUUUUGUAAUUCAAAUCCAGAUUGCAUGACUCUCAGUAUUAGUUUUCUGGUGUUUUUUGACUAUUAGUUUUCAUGACCUCAGUUUUUAUAUGAGUUAUUUAUAAACUUUUUAUAUUCGAAUAUAAACAAUUAAACAUCGAAUGAAGUCUUUCCAUUCCCAAUAGGAACCACUUCUUAAACCAAUAACUACUUGAACACGAAUGCUAGAGAUGCAGGAAUGAGUAUGCAAAGUCAAUUUAAAUCAGAAUUAUAAAAAAUGGGAAUUAUUUUAUGAAACGCUUCUUAUACCUUUCUCUUUUGAUUGUACUUAACUCUUUACAAAUCAGUAGUGAAGUGAGAAAUUUUGGAAAUUUUUUAAAUUAUUUUUAAAUGCAUUGUCUACUUCUACUUUAUGUAUUUUUGUUACAAUAUUAUUUAUCUCGUAUAAAUAUAUUAACUAUAUACUUGUUGGUGGACCAUUGCAAUUUCUGUUUCUAUAGCUAUUGUAACAAUACCGUACUGUAGUAUAGGGUUGAUUUUUUAUACUGAUUUUACAAUCAAUCGCCUUCCAAAUAUAGUUGAAUAACAAAGAUAAAUCAAUAUUCACUCAAAUAAGGAUGUAUUUUAGAUUUCAACUAUUUUCAAAAUAACUCAUUAUUUGGAGUUACCAAUCCAAUGAAGUUGAUAAGGAGUCUUGAAUGUUUUAAUGAAAUUGCCACGAUAUAAUUGAAAAAGUGAUUUGGAAUACAAAUCAUAAAAUGGAAACAUAACGAUAUUAGUCGCUAUAUUAACUUUGAACAAUUGGCUUGAUUCAUAAUUUGUUUUUCAUUAUGUAUUAGCUUCGU